UCAGUGCAUAUGUGAAAGAGGGAGCGAGAAAGAGAGAUAGAGGGAGCCACAAUCUGCUACUGCAGCUGCUUCAACUCCACAUUCAAAAAAAAUCUUCAUUUCCAUCCAGUCUCACCUCAACAGACCAGCUUUAAAACAAAAAAAACAAAUACAAACACACACAAAAAUAUUACAGCAGUUUUUGUGCCAGACAUCGAGAAGAUCAUGAAAAGAAGCCGGCUUCCUAGCAGCAGUGAUGAUUCUGAUGACAAUGACAGUCAUUCAACAUCCUGGUCUCAGCAUUCCAAGUCACGACACAGAAGAAGCUCCACGUCGAGGCAUGAAGACCGAAAACCAUCUGAGGUCUACAGAACAGACCUAAUAACUGCAAUGAAGCUACAUGAUUCACAUCAAUUGAACUCUGAUGAAUACUAUAUUCUGGCUGACUCAUGGAGACAAGAAUGGGAGAAGGGAGUUCAAGUACCAGUUAGCCCUGAAUCUGUACCUCAAGCGACUGUCAGAAUUACUGAGGAAAAGGAUAAAGCUGUGACAUUUGCCAGACCAAGAAAAUAUAUUCACUCCUCUGGUUCUGAGCCCCCAGAGCUUGGUUACGUGGAUAUCCGCACACUUGCGGAAAGUGUGUGCCGUUAUGACUUGGAUGACAUGGAUGUAGCCUGGUUAAACAUGCUCAAUGAAGAAUUUAUAGGAAUGGGGAUGGCUGAAUUGGAUGAAUUCACCAUGGAGAAAGUCAUGGAGGAUCUGGAGCGUAGAUGUUACGAUAACAUGAACCAUGCCAUUGAGAAUGAAGAAGGACUAGGAAUUGAAUACGAUGAAGAUGUGGUGUGUGACGUGUGCCAGUCUCCAGAUGGCGAGGAUGACAACGAGAUGGUUUUCUGUGACAAAUGUAAUAUAUGCGUCCAUCAGGCUUGUUAUGGAAUUCUGAAAGUUCCGGAAGGCAGUUGGUUAUGUCGGACUUGCGCGCUUGGUGUCCAGCCCAAGUGUCUGCUUUGCCCUAAGAAAGGUGGAGCAAUGAAGCCAACCCGCAGUGGGACAAAGUGGGUUCACGUGAGCUGUGCUUUAUGGAUCCCUGAGGUUAGCAUAGGAUGCCCAGAAAAGAUGGAGCCCAUCACAAAGGUCUCCCAUGUCCCUGCCAGCCGAUGGGCAUUAGUGUGCAGCCUGUGUACUGAGAAGACUGGAGCCUGUAUACAGUGUUCAGUGAAGAACUGCCGCACGGCUUUCCAUGUGACUUGUGCAUUUGAUCGCAAUUUGGAAAUGAAGACCAUCCUGGCGGAAGAUGAUGAAGUGAAGUUUAAAUCUUACUGCCCGAAGCACAGCAGCAAGGAGCCCGAUGAGGGAAAUAAAGGCUAUGCCACUGAGGAGGUACAGGAGAAACCUGCCGUUGUGGAAAGUGCCCUGGACAGUAUGGACCAGAGCCAGGAGGAGGCUCAAAGGAUCAGCCUCCGCAAACAGAAACUCCAACAAUUAGAGGACGAAUUUUAUAACUUUGUCAGCAUCUCGGAGGUGUCCCAGCACUUGAAGUUGUCUGAGGAACUUGUGGAUUAUAUUUAUCAGUACUGGAAGGGGAAGAGGAAGAGUAAUUUCAACAAGCCUCUCUUCACUCCCAAAAAAGACGAGGAGGACAAUCUGGCAAAGCAGGAACAAGAUGUCUUGUUCAGACGGCUGCAGCUUUUCACACACCUCCGCCAGGAUCUAGAGAGGGUUCGCAACCUUACUUACAUGGUGACCCGAAGAGAGAAGAUUAAGCGAUCGAUCUGUCGUGUCCAAGAGCAAAUAUUCCACCACCAGAUCAAACUUCUUGAGGAAGAGUGUGUUUCUGGUGUGCCUUCAGCAUUCCCGUCGGAAGGUAGCUUAUUCCUCGGUUGUCUGGCACAAUCCCACCCAGUUUCCAAAACGGGGUGUUUGCAAUGGAAGUCGAACAGAGAGCUGGAGACGGCUCAGUACCAGGACAACCACCAGAACAAGGUCUGGCGGGAAAAGGGCUCUCACCUGAGUGGCCGACCGCAAAGUCGCCCUGAUCCUGCGAGUCAGAGCUUGUUGAAACAGUCGAACCGAUCCAGUGAGUGCAAAAAUGUGGCGAGCCUGCACAAUGCCAAGGAAGGCUAUAACAUAAAGAGUAUUCUUCCAGCCUGCGCUAAGGUUCGUGCUGAGUCACGGGCUAAUGGCCGAGAGAGGAAUAAUGGCCAGGCUGCACCCGACCACAGGAAGAAAACUGACAGCAGCGGGCGUAGUUCGGGAAGUAAAUCAGAAUUGAGGGAAAGAGUGUGUUUAAAGCGGGACAAAUCCUACUUGCCUGCAGAGUUAACCCUGCGACAUUCUGACAACAAGCGGGCUCUGUGUGCACCUGUGUGUAAAGUGUCCUCGGUUAGCAUCCACAGGUUGUCUGGGGAUGGCAGCCACUUGCACUCCAAGUGUAACGGUACCUUGGCCAAGGCAGCUUGCGCUCAACCAGCUGUCCCUGCUGGCCGCCCUGCAGCCAAAGUGCCUACAACACCUCCCAGUCCAGUGAAGAACUGGGGUGGGUUCAAAAUCCCAAAGAAGGGAGAAAAGAAGCAGCACGAGGAGAGACCAGAGGCCUGCAGGCAGAACUCAGAAUCUACAAAGUACCAGCAGCUGAGAGCGCAAAGAGCCUCCCCCAAAGAGAAGCUAAAGGUGAGGUUGCUGCCGGACCCCGAGAAUGACGGCUACAGCCCUGAUGCUGAAAUGAGCGACUCAGAGACCGAGUCGACAGAUAAUUGCAAGCCACAGCGGCUAAGUUCAAGCAGUGCAAUGGUGAACAGGAGGUAUGGGGCAGACAUUAUUCGAAGAAGUAUUCUGGCCUCUUGAUCCACAGAAGAGAGGCAGCCAAGAGCCCUGACUGCCUGUAUCCAUCUCCAAUCCUGACCAUGUUUGAAUGAAAUGCCUUGUUGUGAUUUUAUAUUUCUUCAGAUUAAGUAAUUGAAACCCAUGGACGCUUCCCAUCAAGGAAUGUUUGUAUUAAUGCACUUGUGUUUAAGUUAAAUGCUACAGUUUUGUCAUCUACAAUCUGCCCUAUAAAUCAAUCAAACCUUCAGGUAGUCCUUCUGCCAGGUAUACUGAAUCAGAAAAGUAACCAAACUGUAAGAAUAACUUAAAGCGUAGACACUGAAUAAAAAGCUGAUUAAAAAAUUAUCACGUUUGCUAAGCAUCCUACCAAUUAACUAAGUUAACAGUCAACAUUUUUUGACUUUUAAAAAAUGAAGAAUACCUUUUAGUAUGACUGGUUGUAUAAUUGGUUGACUGGACUUUCUCUAGCACUUUGGACUAAUAAAUGAUCAUAAAACAAAAGCAGCAAGUUCUAAAUUUCUAAGUGGGACAAAUUAUGGUUUGUUUCUCAAGUUCUCAAAAUUUGGUGCACAUCAGUGGUAGAUUUUCACACGUGAACAUGUCAGUGUUCUUUGCUUUCAAGAUCUACAGCUGAUCUGUAAACUUGGACAGAAGCACAGUAAGUUAAGCAUGGAAACAAUGAGAGUUGAAAUAUACAGCAGCUGCAGAAAGGAAGGAAUUCCUUGUAGUCUAUGAAUGCUGGCAGUGAUACAGUAACUGAGCAGGAGUGGCUGGCCAAGUAUUCCUGGCAUCUGAACAAAAGUGGAGAUUUGCUGCGGGGAAUUUUGAUGUCUUUCUGCAUUGUUCCUGUACGAUUUGAGUGAAACAUUUGCUAAGUGUGCAAUACUUCAUCAGACCACGCAAACUAUAACUUUGUAAAGAAACAGUUUGUUUAUCGCAUGUAUCCAUUACUUUGAUUUUAAGUUGUUCCCUCAGAUU
Hemiscyllium ocellatum (epaulette shark) is the source of this 3780-nucleotide messenger RNA. It is a transcript of the gene jade1, whose product is annotated as jade family PHD finger 1. The transcript is spliced from 11 exons. Gene Ontology annotation, biological process: regulation of transcription by RNA polymerase II. The record is from RefSeq and is a predicted model, not a curated record. Lineage: Eukaryota; Metazoa; Chordata; Chondrichthyes; Orectolobiformes; Hemiscylliidae. Gene Ontology annotation, cellular component: histone acetyltransferase complex. The coding region runs from base 205 to 2823 and encodes 872 amino acids.